This is a messenger RNA of Trifolium pratense (red clover), 1169 nucleotides long. RefSeq names its product transcription factor HEC2-like. Gene Ontology annotation, biological process: regulation of DNA-templated transcription. The transcript has a single exon. The record is from RefSeq and is a predicted model, not a curated record. The coding region runs from base 336 to 1169 and encodes 277 amino acids. NCBI's taxonomy places the organism in Eukaryota, Viridiplantae, Streptophyta, Magnoliopsida, Fabales, Fabaceae. Gene Ontology annotation, molecular function: DNA-binding transcription factor activity; protein dimerization activity.
GUUAUAUAUAUGAUGAACAUGUUACAAGUUAACAUGUCUAUAGUCACCGCCUCAAAAGUGUUACUUUGCUAUUGUCUGUUCCCAAUAUAACUAUUUUAUUCAUUUUUUCACUAUCCUUUCUUCUUUCUCACCAAUCUAUCUAUCAGAGACCCAGACCCGGCCCCUUCACUCACUCCAAAUUCACAGUCUGCUUUUCCAUUCCUCUGCUCAUCUUCUGUUUUUCUCUGUUUUUCCAGUUACCCUUUAAAUACUUGUCCAUCUUUUUCUCCUUCCCUCCAUCUUCACCUUUUGUUUCUACCUCUUACCCUUAUAGUUAAGACUUCUUUGUCCCUAAAAUGGACUCUAACCAGUUAAAACCAUCCUCCUCAUCAUCAGAAGAUCAGAUUGACAUGAUGUUGAUGAUGAUGAUGCAACUACCUGAACUUUCUUCAUCUAACGGUAAUAACAACAUCAAUCAAUUUCCACCGUCAGAUCAACAACUCUAUGGUAAUGGUUCUACUCCUAGUUCUACUAAUACACGUCCUCUUGUAGAUUUAAUUGAUAACCCUCCUAAUCAAAUCUCUAAUUGGUCUUCAACUUCAUCAUUCACCACUCACUUACCCUCACAAUCUCCAAACACAAACACAAACACAAUCUCUUUCACUAAUAACAACAUGUUUCAACAACUACAACAAGCAUCACCAACGUUAAUGUUUUCGAAUUCGAACAACGAUGUUGUUGUUACGAAUACGAAUCAUUACGUUGGUGGUGCAGCAUCAGCGUCGCCAUCAGAGAAACGAAACUCGAUGGCGGCGAUGAGGGAGAUGAUAUUCAGAAUAGCAGCUAUGCAACCAAUUUACAUUGAUCCAGAAUCAGUUAAACCACCAAAGAGAAGAAACGUGAAGAUAUCAAAAGAUCCUCAGAGUAUAGCAGCUAGACAUAGAAGAGAAAGAAUAAGCGAGAAAAUAAGGAUAUUACAGAGAAUGGUACCAGGUGGAACUAAAAUGGAUACUGCAUCAAUGUUAGAUGAAGCUGUUCAUUAUGUUAAGUUUCUUAAGACACAACUUAAGUCACUUCAGGAACGUGCUUCUGUAGCCAACAGUAACAGAACAGUUGCAGGUUCUGGAAUAGGGUUCCCUGUUUCAUUGCCUAAGCCUUAUCAAGGUCGUAAUGUUGAUCAUUAUGCAUGA